AAAUGCUCUGUGCGUAUAAAUAACAUUUCACCGUUUGCCCUCUUCUUCGCCUCCUCUCUCUCUCUCUCUCUGUUCAGUAACUUGCAACACAAGGUUCCAUCAUCCAUGGCAAAAGCAGCCAUCUCAAAUAUGGCCGGAGCGGCUGCCAUCCUCCUCGUCCUGGUGACGGUUCCGGCCACCAUGGCAGAGACAUACCUGGUCGGCGAUAGUUCUGGAUGGAUCCAAGGUUUUGAUUAUACAGCUUGGACUAGAGGAAAGACUUUCAAAGUUGGCGACGUUCUUGAAUUCAAGUACCGGUCGUCGCAUACGGUGGAUGUGGUGAACAAAGACAGCUACGACAACUGCGACACGAGCAAUCUCUUAGAGAAAUUCUCUGGCGGAGACACCAAGUAUACACUGAACGCGACCGGAGCUAUCUACUUCAUCUGUGCGACACCUGGCCACUGUCAAGCUGGCAUGAAGCUCGCCGUCAACGUCCAACCCUCCGCCGGUCCUCCUACCGGAAGUCCGUCUCCGCCGGCGUCGCCCAGGUCACCGUCGGCACCGAGUGCGGCGGCUCGGGGAGUCAUGGGCUAUGCCAUGAUGGGUGCUUCGAUGGCGUUGGGCUAUGGGGCUUGGAUCAUGGGCUAGGCUGGAGGCAGUGCUUCGCUGUUGGGUUUUUGUUGUGUGUGAAUGUGUGUUUUGAGAGAAGGGGUGCGCCACGUCAGCUCCUCUUAGGGUUUUAUUUAUUUUUAUUUUGUAAUUUUAGUGUUAUGAUUUCCAUCAUGACCUGUUCUCGCGGAAUAAAAAAUGGUACUUGAUUUUCUA
Messenger RNA from Tarenaya hassleriana, 807 nucleotides. RefSeq names its product uclacyanin-2. NCBI's taxonomy places the organism in Eukaryota, Viridiplantae, Streptophyta, Magnoliopsida, Brassicales, Cleomaceae. Gene Ontology annotation, molecular function: electron transfer activity. Bases 106 to 630 code for a protein of 174 amino acids. The record is from RefSeq and is a predicted model, not a curated record. The transcript has 2 exons. Gene Ontology annotation, cellular component: plasma membrane.